ACUAAUGUACAAUAAUUCAUGAAAUCACAAUUCUGCAUAUGACCAUAUUGUUAGAUUCUAUAGGUUGCUAUGACAACACAAAAUAGUACGUAAACGUAAACAAUACUGUCUCGCUAAGUGACCGGAAUUGUACCUUACCAUUUGGCCGUUGUUAUCCCCACUAUAUCUCUCUGUUUUAACUGUAUACAUAUUACUACUAUAUUACAUGACCGAUCUCAGCAGUACGCAUGCAUUUUGGGUUGAUUGUGGAACAGAAUGGAGUAUCACUGUCUUACUAUAUCUCUCAAUUCAUUGUACAUUCGUUUUAUAAAAUUCCUGGCACAGAUGUUACCUUGUUAACUGACCAGAUUUAAUUUGGACCAGCGGCCAAUUUACGAGGCAAUAUUGUAUAUAUUGCACCCAAAAAUGAUUCAUAACGUCUGGCGUAAAAUACAUUUUUUAGAUUUUGUUAAAUCUCUUAUGAAUGUUUACCUCAGGCAGUGUUAUAAAAUUUGUAUCAAUUGGAUUUAAACUGUAUGAAUUAAGUGGAAACUCGUGACGUAUCAACUGAUUAAAAAAAAUUACAUAUAAUCAGUGAGAUAAAAGUAACAUUUAAUAGAAAUUCUGUGAAACAAAUAAACGAAUGCUCGAGGACAAAAGUAUUUGUAUACUAAGGUUAUAUUUUUAACAUGAAAAUAUGUCAUGACUGACAAACUAAUUACAGUCAGUAAUUCUUAAUAUUUGAAUUUGAAUUAUGUUACUGGAGAUUAUUUGACAAUAAUUAAAUAUGGAUCCUCAGACUAGUAAACAUUUGCAUACAAGACAAAUUAUUGGCAUUUUUCCUAUAUUGGAAUUAAAUGUCGAUGAUGUAGAUGUUCCUUUAGAAAAUCCAACUACAACUUACUUAGAUAUCUUUUUCCUUGUGUCUUCAAUCCUUAUGCACAUCGUGGAUGUGGCAAUUGAUAUCAAUCUUGCUGUAAGAUAUUUAUUAGCCAAAAAAAUAACAUACUUUAUAUGGACAACUGUUUUUAUUCUUUUACCUUCAUUUAUAAAUGUUAUAAUCAGUAGAAGAAUGCAACAACAAGAUGACAAGAUAAAUGAAACAUCAAAUUCUUCCAAAUUUAAAUGUGUACAUGCAAUGUUAACAAAGAAAUUAUGUUGCCUUGUACUUGUAGCAUUUCAAUUAGCACCGGUAUUACGUUAUUACAGAACCUUGAAAUAUGCUCUUUAUGCGUACAAGUUUGAAAAACAAGGCAAUCGUAAUGCUCAAAGACGAUAUUACCUCAAAAUGCUGGGAGAAGAUCAAGAUGUUGCAUUAUUAAGAGUAUCUGAAUGUUUCCUUGAAGCUGCACCUCAACAAAUUUUACAGUUAACUAUAUUGUUAAAACAUUACCACAGUGAUAUUAACUUUGAAUUUAUUCAUCAGGUAGCUAGUAUUGUUAGCUCCCUUGGAAGUAUGGGAUGGGCAAUGGCUAGUUACCAUCGUAGUAUUAGAUUGGCUCAACAAGAUAAACUAAAUAUCGGUAUUACAGGAACUAUUCUUCAAUUUUUAUGGCAUUUUUGUACUACAGUUUCAAGGAUAUUGUCACUUAGCGUUGUGGCAAGUAUGUGGCCAUUAUACACGGCCAUUGGAUGUAUUUUUCAUUGGAUUUGUAUGACUAUUUGGAUUAUCGUUGAUUCUCGUGGUAUAUUGGAAUUUUGUAGAAAUUCUAAUCAUGCUCCACAUUGUUCUCCGAAAAUCAAAGAACGCAUUUAUUCUGUAUUAUUUUCUAUAGUGAUUGGUGUAAUACAUGUAUUCAUAUAUCUGAAUACAGUGGACGGUAGUACAUUUCUUAAACAUGUAUUCUUUUAUAUAAUUUGUUUUGUUGAAAAUAUAACAGCAACUGCAUUUUGGAUAUACGCUUCAUCGGAUGAAGUUAAAAAUUCUUGGUACUUUAAUGUACUCAUUGUUCUUUGUAUUGUACCGUUCUUAUUAGGUAUAACAGCUAUGACAGUUUAUUAUGGCGUUUUUCAUCCUUCUUUGAAACAUCAGAAUUGUGCGAAUACACGAGUCUAGAUCAUUUUUAUUCAUAUUUAAUCUAUAUACGUAUUACAAAAGAAUUGUACAAAUACGUCAUUCUUACUAACAAUCAUUUAUUUUUAUCAAUCGUAUUUUUUAUAUUUUUAUAAAUCUAUUUGUACCUGGUAUGAAUUUCAAAGCUGAAGAAAUUAUCUGAGUAAAUAAUUUUGAUAUUACAUCUAGUAUAUCGUUCAUACAAUUUUUAUUGUAUUCUCUACAAUUAUGUGUGUGUGUGUGUGUAUCGUAUAAUGAAUUUUAUAUAUAAGUACUUAAAAUUCGCAAAUAUAUAAAAAUAAAAUGACAAGCUCAGAAAUUAUAACAAUAUUAGAUUAAGUAUUUAGUUAAGUUUUUUGUCAUGUGUACACUCUAUGUAUUUUAUACGCUUUUAUAAUAAAUAAAAUCAACAAUU
Bombus huntii is the source of this 2447-nucleotide messenger RNA. Its product is annotated as XK-related protein 6-like. Gene Ontology annotation, cellular component: plasma membrane. Bases 767 to 2035 code for a protein of 422 amino acids. The record is from RefSeq and is a predicted model, not a curated record. Lineage: Eukaryota; Metazoa; Arthropoda; Insecta; Hymenoptera; Apidae. The transcript has 5 exons. Gene Ontology annotation, biological process: phosphatidylserine exposure on apoptotic cell surface; apoptotic process involved in development; engulfment of apoptotic cell.